GGUGAUGCUAUCUAUAUAUAUAAAUGUGAAAAUCUGUCCCUAUAUUCGCUUAAAACUCGAGAAAUAACUACGCUAGAGAAAAUUGUGCGAAACAAGGCCGCGGAAAAGGCCAAGCAUGUUCAUCAUCAACAACCACAACAAUCUAGCAAUAAUUGUUCUGCAGGUAAUAACGGCAACUCAAAUCAUAACGCUGUGGAUAGCGUUGACAGCAAUGGCAAUGAUGUUAGACACCAACAGCAAAAUAGUAGCAACAACUCAAGUAAUAACACAACUUCGGUUAUAGCACAUGCACCGGCAGCGGCUGCAGUGGCCGCUGCUGCAGCACAUUUACAGCAACAUAAUAUACUUAACACAGCGGCUCCAACGACAGGCGUACCAGGUAAUGGUAAUAGCAAUCACAACGGCGUUGAACAACGAUCAGCUGGAUACAGCAUAAAUGGCAUACUAGGCAUACAUCACUCCACAGAUCCAAAUGGAAACAGCAUCAAAAGAAAACGGAUCGAUGAUCACGACGAAAACCGCGAUGUUAAUACACCUACGGAGGACGACAUAAAAAGACAGAGAAUAGCAUACAGUGGUGAUCAAAUAUACCCAAAUAUUUGGUCUGGCAAGUGGGGUAUCAAAGACGAGCAUAAACUUCUCUCCGAAUUAGGUAGCUUGACAACGAACAGUAGCACCGCCUUCUAUGAUACUCACAAUAAUUUCCCUGCAACAGGAGCUCCUGGAAGUGAUGCAAUGAUUUACGAUAGUAUCACCUCAAUAUCACAAACCCAAAAUUCUCUAUAUACACCGUCCAUAGGUGCAUCCAUUGCUUGCGGGUCCGUCGUACCAACAACGGACUACGCCUAUAAUCCGGCGUAUUCACAGUAUGGAUCGGCGUAUGGAUCUUAUGGAUACACCGCCGGCACAGGACUAUUAAAUUCGUCGUACUACUAUGAAGGUAGCCAAGGUCAAACAUCGGCCGUGCUAAAUCAAGACAUGCGAUCACCUUUGGCGGCCACACGUGCAAAUUCAUUGGCAUCUGCUGCUUCACCUACUGGAAGUGCAUGCACCAAAUCGGAAACGUCGGACAUAUUUUUGGUGUAGUACCUUAAGAAUUGUAAUCUAAAUCACCACACCAAUAAUAGUAUACAUUAAGCGCAUAAUAGGCAUUACUACAGUUAUAUAUGAAUAAUAUAAUAUUUAAGGUUCAAACGAGUACUUCAAAAAUACAAAACAUUCUGGAAGUACGUAAACAUAUACGAAUGAGAUCUAUGGUAUUAAACCAUUAAAUUAAAUGUUGUAAGUUGUAUUUGUUUACGCCACAUAUCUAUCUAUUUGUGAUGAGUUAUGGCAUGAAAACUAUAAAUUUUAUGGCUUGCGGUACAAUUAUCGCAGUCAUUUUUUGGCGUAGGCAUUUCAGUGAACAACGCGCCCUUCUUAUUUUUUAAAUUUCUCUUUUGAUUUAAUAAUGCUGGUAUUACAAAGAUUUCGUGUAAAUUGACAAUUCAUGCCAUGCGAUAAACCUCAUACCAGAAGUAUGGCCAUUUAUUGCAUGAGAUUCGGGAUGAGCUGUCUCCAUUCGCAUUAUACGAGUAUUGUAUGAUAUGGGCGCGACCAGCGUCCGCAUGUCGAGACAGAAGGUUGCAUUCUCAUUCAAAUUAAACAAAUUUAAGAGACAAAUUGUAAAAACAAAAUACAUCUAAAUACAACUACUUCAUUUUUGGCAAAUUUGACAAAUAAAAAAAAACUUUGUGUGCGGCUUGCACAGUACCCUCUUAAACACAUAAUAAAACCUUAUCUUCGGCCCCUGUAACCGAAUGCGUUCGAGCGUGACUACCAAUCGGUAUGUUCGAGCUCAUAACCUCGGGUAUGAACCACCAAAUAAUGGAAAAGAUGGUUCUAAUAGCCCCCUCGGAAGAAAAUUGUGUGUGUAUAUCUGCCAUAAAAAAGCUCCUCAUAAAAAACCAUCUACCGUUCGGCAUAAAACUCCAGGUCCCUCCAUUUGUGGGAAAACGUCCAGACGCUCAACACAAAUGGGAGGACGAUCUCGGCCAAAUACCCAAUCAAAGGAUACAAGCCCCAAUUAUAAAU
Molecule: messenger RNA, 2073 nt
Organism: Anastrepha ludens (Mexican fruit fly)
Lineage: Eukaryota; Metazoa; Arthropoda; Insecta; Diptera; Tephritidae
Gene: sv
Product: dr1-associated corepressor homolog
Exons: 7
Source: RefSeq, a predicted model, not a curated record